Molecule: messenger RNA, 1638 nt
Organism: Gryllus bimaculatus (two-spotted cricket)
Lineage: Eukaryota; Metazoa; Arthropoda; Insecta; Orthoptera; Gryllidae
Source: the annotation of a GenBank genome assembly
AGUGAGUCCCAGGUCGCUUUGUUCGGUGCUCGCUUCGGGACGACAUAUUUCACGGAGCACAAGCUUUUUCCGAGUCAGUCUCCCGUCACCGCCCAAUCCGAGUAGCCCUGACUGCCAACAGAUCGGUUCGACGAUCGCCUCCAGCGACACAUGCCUCACUGCAGCCGCAUCAACACACACCUCAAGCCUUGACUGAAUGAUGCUCGUGCCACCACAAUAAACAGGAAAAUAAAGCGUCAGAAACUCUCAAAUGAUCAUUGUGAAACUCGCCUGGAUACACAGAUAAAACAGUCUGUGCCAAAAGAGCAUUGUAUGGAGAGAGGAGUAAUGGAUUCAGUUGGAAGUGAAAAAUCUAAAGUUGAGAAUCACCAGCAAAAUGCAACCUCAAUUGGUUCCGUAGCAGUUAAAAAAAUACCUACAGAUGAUGAUUGCUUCUUAAUUAGAAGAAAAUUGCAUCAUACAGGAGAAGAUUUGUCAAGGAAAUUGUCUGAUGAAUUAAUGUUGAUUAUCUUCCGUUGGUUACCCAAGCGCUCCUUAGUUCGAUGUGCAUUUGUGUGUAAGCGAUGGAGGCAGAUAGCAUAUGACGAAAGUCUUUGGACAAGAUUAGAUCUUGGUUCAGGAGUUUUGAAGUCUGGGAGCCUGAGCUAUGUUUUGGCAAGAGGUGUUUCUGCAUUAAGGUUGGCUCAGGCAGAUAUACAUGAACCAAUAUUCUCAUCUCCAUGUUCUAUUGUUGAGAAUGGAGCCUUCAAUAAAUUGCAGUAUUUAGAUUUAAGUAUGACUGUUAUCUCAGGGAAAGAUCUUGCAGAAUUACUGAAGACUUGUCAAAGUCUCCUUAAGUUAAGUUUGGAACGUUGUUCAAUAAUUCAAGAGAGUUGCUGUGCUAUUUCAAUUAAUUCUAAAUUAGAAGUACUGAAUAUGUCUAUGUGUUGUGGCUUAAAAGAAAUAGGCCUCAGAAAAAUUUUGUCUGGAUGUCAAAAGCUUACAGAACUGAAUUUAGCUUGGACAUGUCUGAACUCAUCUGCUUUAGAAACUUUAGCUCGAUUUGCACCUCGAACAUUAGGAAGACUAAAUAUUAGUGGUUGUGGAAAGUAUCUUUCUGACAAACACAUUUGCCAGCUGGUACAAACGUGCCCCCACCUUGUGGAAUUGGACCUUAGUGAUUGUACUAGUUUAACUGCAUCAUGUAUAGAAUAUAUAUGCAAUCUCCAAAAACUUGAGCAUGUUGCUUUGAGUCGUUGCUACAAUAUAGGUUCCUCAUCUUACUUAUUGCUUUCAAGAAUUGAUUCUCUUCUUUAUUUGGAUGUCAUGGGUUUGUUUGCUGACCAAUCUUUAGUACAUCUGAAACAAAAUUUGUCAAAUAUCUCUGUCAACAAAUUUCUAUUUUCAAGUAUUGCUAGACCUACCGUAGGUGUUAGACGCACAAGUAUUUGGGGAUUGAAAGUUCGUCGGUGAACAGUAUAAGAAUUCUGUUUCUGAUACAGAUGAAUGUUAUUUUGCAAUUAAUUUUUGUUUUUGUUAUACAUGACUGCAAGGGGCAGUUUCAUACAUUUAUUUCGAAAGUUGUUCAUAAGAUCAUUCGCAAUUUAUAUGUUCUAUUCAUUUUUCUUUUGUAAUAAAAAAAUGAUUUCUUUAUAUAUA